CCAGGAGACAAAGAGGAAGAAGCCGAAGAAGCCACCUCUUAACUGAGAGUGAAGAACGGUUUAAGCCUCUUUUUUUAACUCACAAUUCCAAAAAUGGAAUCUUUGAGACACAUUAGCAUCGGGCUUUGCACUCCCGCUUUAACCCCAUUGCCUCACCCUGGAAAACCUUCAAGACUCCACCGCCCUUCAGCCACCACAACCGUCUGCUCCGCCAGUAAAUGGGCCGACCGCCUCAUCGCGGACUUCCAAUUCCUCCCACCAACCGACAACUCUUUCUCCUCUUCUUCCUCCUCAACCGCCACCCUCUCUCCCCCUUUCCCUCCCCCACUCUCUCCCUCUCCUCCCGAACGCCAAGUGUCCAUCCCCCUCGAUUUCUACAAGGUGUUAGGAGCUGAGACUCAUUUUUUAGGUGAUGGAAUCAAAAGAGCAUAUGAAGCUAGAGUCUCGAAACCGCCUCAAUACGGGUUCAGCCAAGACAGCUUACUUAGCCGAAGACAGAUUCUUCAAGCCGCCUGUGAAACUCUAGCUAACCCUGGCUCUAGACGAAAUUAUAAUCAAGGCCUUGUCGAUGAUGAGCGCGACACUAUCAUCACUCAAGUGCCCUGGGACAAGGUUCCUGGAGCAUUAUGCGUGUUGCAAGAAGCAGGGGAGACUGAAGUGGUGCUUCGAAUUGGGGAGAGUUUGCUGAGAGAGAGACUGCCCAAGGCAUUUAAGCAGGAUGUCGUCCUGGCAAUGGCGCUUGCUUAUGUGGACUUGUCGAGGGAUGCUAUGGCAUUGAAUCCGCCAGAUUUUAUUACUGGUUGUGAGGUGCUUGAGAUGGCUUUGAAGUUGUUGCAGGAGGAAGGGGCCAGCAGUCUCGCCCCGGAUUUACAGUCACAGAUUGAUGAGACAUUAGAAGAGAUUACCCCACGUUGUGUUCUGGAACUUCUAGCCUUGCCACUUGGUGAUGAGUACCGGACAAAGAGAGAGGAGGGUCUUCGUGGUGUACGCAACAUAUUAUGGGCUGUCGGUGGAGGAGGAGCUGCUGCAAUCGCUGGAGGUUUUACCCGUGAAGAUUUUAUGAAUGAGGCCUUCUUAUGCAUGACAGCGGCUGAGCAGGUUGAUCUAUUUGCUGCCACACCAAGCAAUAUUCCUGCAGAAAGUUUUGAAGUUUAUGGAGUAGCACUUGCACUUGUUGCUCAAGCAUUUCUAAGUAAGAAACCUCAUCUUAUCCGAGAUGCGGAUAACCUCUUCCAGCAGCUUCAGCAGACAAAGGUAGCAGCCCUCCGGGACCCUGUCUCUCUCUAUGCUCCCAUGGAAAACCGUGAGAUAGACUUUGCUUUGGAGAGGGGCCUCUGUUCAUUGCUUGUGGGGGAGCUUGAUGAGUGUCGCUUGUGGUUGGGCUUAGACAGUGACAGCUCCCCUUAUAGAAAUCCAUCUAUCGUAGAUUUUGUCUUGGAAAACUCAAAGGAUGAUGAUGACAGAGAUCUUCCUGGGCUUUGUAAACUGUUGGAGACAUGGUUAAUGGAGGUGGUCUUCCCCAGAUUUAGAGACACCAAAGAUAUACAAUUCAAGCUUGGAGAUUAUUAUGAUGACCCCACUGUCCUGAGAUAUUUAGAAAGGCUUGAGGGAGUGGGUGGUUCACCCUUAGCUGCAGCAGCAGCUAUAGUGAGGAUAGGUGCAGAGGCUACUGCAGUUCUUGAUCAUGUAAAGGCUAGUGCAAUUCAGGCAUUGCAGAAGGUGUUUCCUCUUCGUAGUGCUGAGGAGAGUGUGAGACAUCAAUUAGAUGGCGAGAUGAGCAAUAUUUUUCAUGCUGUUGAAAAUGAAGAGACUCUUGGAAAACCUGAUCCAGAGGAUUCUGCCGUUCUAGCUGAGAUUCCUGGGAAAAGUAGUUUGGAAGAAAUGCAUGAAGAAGAAACAAUUACUGACAAAAUUAAAGAUGCCAGUGUCAAGAUCAUGUCUGCUAGUGUGGUAAUUGGAUUGAUGACUUUGGUUGGAUUGAAGGUUUUACCUGGUAGAUCUAGUUCAUCAGUUAUUCGCAAAGAAAUCAGCCCAGCUAUGUCAUCUAAUGUCAGUAACAUAGGGUCAGUAGAUGAAAAUUCUUUGCAAGAAUUACCUAGAAUAGAUGCAAGGAUUGCGGAAGGCAUUGUUCGCAGGUGGCAGAACGUUAAAUCGCAGGCAUUUGGACCUGAUCACUGUCUUGAUAAAUUGCCAGAGGUUCUAGAUGGUCAGAUGUUGAAGACAUGGACAGAUCGUGCAGCUGAGAUUGCUCAGCUUGGUUGGACAUACGAAUAUAGUCUACUGAGCCUGGCCAUCGACAGUGUUACCCUCUCACUAGAUGGGCAGCGUGCCGUAGUGGAAGCAACUCUGGAAGAGUCCACCUGCUUGACCGAUGUUCAUCAUCCAGAGAACAAUGCCUCCAAUGUGCAAUCCUACACCACGAGAUAUGAAAUGUCUAGCACCAAGUCAGGCUGGAAAAUUACUGAAGGAUCUGUCUUCAAAUCAUAGAUGAUGUAAAGCAUAACAAAGCUCCAAUGUGAAUACCAAACUCUGCUUUUUGCCACAGUUUUUUUUUUAAGUGUUAUUAUUUGACAGAAACAGAGCAUUGCAUUAUUGAAUCA
This is a messenger RNA of Theobroma cacao (cacao), 2600 nucleotides long. RefSeq names its product Chaperone DnaJ-domain superfamily protein (gene ARC6). Gene Ontology annotation, cellular component: chloroplast inner membrane. The record is from RefSeq and is a predicted model, not a curated record. NCBI's taxonomy places the organism in Eukaryota, Viridiplantae, Streptophyta, Magnoliopsida, Malvales, Malvaceae. Gene Ontology annotation, biological process: chloroplast fission.